AUGUCGAAGCAGCAGCAGCAGCAGCUGCAGCAGCAGCAGAUGCUGCUGCAGCAGCAAGCAAUGGAUGAGGGAGACACAACACCACCAGCUUCUCCUGUGGACUGUGUAGAUAUGGAUCAGCAGCACCCGCAGCAGCAGCAGCAGCAGCAGCAGCAGCAGCAGCAGAAUGUCAGCCGUCGUCCAAUGGGUUUAUCUGCUUCUGCCCCUAUGUCUCCUUCUCCUUCUCCCCCUCACUACCACCAGCAGCAGCAGCAGCAGCAGCAGCAGCAGCAGCAGCAGCAGCAGCAGCCUGAUUACUCAUUGAAGUCUAUUCCUCCUCCAUCUCCAUGGGAGUUGGAUUUUGCAGUGCCAGAUUUUCUCGCUCGUUUCGGUAGCAAGAGCAGCAACAGCAGCAGCAGCAGCAGCAGCAGCAGCAGCAGCAGCAUAGGUAGCAGCGGUAGUAUGAAUAGCGGCAGCAGCAGCGGUGAUGACGGUAUAGAUCCAGCAACAGGAGAGAUGAUUGCGGUGUAUAGUGAGUGGAAGGAGACAGCUGCUGUGCGCUUCAGGCUGAUGAUACACCCGGUGUCUCCUUUUGAUGGGGGCCCCAGGGGGGUGGCACCACUUCGUCUCUCACCAGGAGCUGCAGCAAGAUAA
Eimeria mitis is the source of this 633-nucleotide messenger RNA. RefSeq lists its product as uncharacterized. Lineage: Eukaryota; Apicomplexa; Conoidasida; Eucoccidiorida; Eimeriidae. Bases 1 to 633 code for a protein of 210 amino acids. The transcript is spliced from 2 exons. The record is from RefSeq and is a predicted model, not a curated record.